This is a messenger RNA of Penicillium macrosclerotiorum, 624 nucleotides long. RefSeq lists its product as uncharacterized. The transcript has a single exon. The record is from RefSeq and is a predicted model, not a curated record. NCBI's taxonomy places the organism in Eukaryota, Fungi, Ascomycota, Eurotiomycetes, Eurotiales, Aspergillaceae. Bases 1 to 624 code for a protein of 207 amino acids.
AUGUCCAGAUCCCAUCCGCAACGGGACGGCCGCAGUCGCAGCCCAGAAACCAAAACGGGGGUGCCAAGAGAACGCUCAGGGGAAAGGGCCCAGGAUAGGGCGACACCGAGAACAGCAUCCGUUGACAGAGAGGACGGGUGGUACAAAGUAUUCAUACCAAAGUUCGACACAGUCAACCCAGAUCCUCUAGAGGAUUAUAAAAAGCGACUCCACGACGGUAUCUUCGUUGAAAAUGACCCGGCGAACAGCAAAGGAGACUUUUAUAACGUCACCGGCGACCUCAUGAUGGCAAAUGGUAUGCCGUACGCGACGAAAAGGAACCAUGAUGUUAUACACUCCCGGGAUUUUGCAAACAUGACCCAGAUUGGAUGGAUUCACGAAAAAGAUUCCGGUUUUUCGGAAGUAAACAGUAUCUUGAUUCAAGUUGAAAGACCGGCUCGACAGCAGGGAAUCAAUUUUACGGUCAAGGAUCACACGUGGAAUAAGGUUGUGUGGAUUGAGGCAGAUGGGACACCUUCCCCAAAUAACAUACCCACACGGCCAGUCAGGAAAUGUAAUGAAUGGACACAGGACGCGGCGGAGGCGUUGAGAAAGGCGGGAGUUUUAAAAUCAACAAAAGACUGA